AUGGUGGUUUACUCCAUUCUGACGUUAAACACUGAUUUUGUAGGAAAUGGUGGAGCACCACAAUCCAGAAGCCCUUGUUGCAGCCGGGCAGCCAUUGUCGCACCAUCUCCGUCAUUAUCAAACUUGUCAGACAAUGCUCAGUCCCUGACCUCUUCCAGCUGCCCCCUGCAUAGAAGGCGUCUUAAUGUACCCUCAAACCCUCCCCUUCAUCAGGGCCUGGCUUCCCCCAUUAAAGAUGGCUAUACAGAGCUGUACCCUCAGAGCUACGUGGAGAGGCUCCAGACCGACGAAGGGCCAUUGAAUGCAGACCCACUGAGUUUAAAGGAAGGAAAUGUGUUCUUCUCUGCGGUUGUGGAGACGGUUUCCUGUUUCAAGCCUAGAAUGUACAAUUCACCACUGAUGCCAAAAGAAAACAAGCCCCUAGAAGUGAGCAUCCUGCGAAAGGUGAAGGAGCUGCUGGCUGAGGUCGACCCCAGGAUAGCAGCCAAACACAUCACCAAGACUGACUGCAUGGUGGCAAGAAUUUUGGAAGUAACUCCGGAGAUGAAAAGCAAGAUGGGAGUGGGUUCUGGGAUGGAGCUGCUGACGCUGCCACAUGGACAGCAGCUGAGACUGGACCUACUGGAGAGGUUUCAGACCAUGGCCACCAUGUUGGCUGUAAACGUGUUGGGCUGCACUGGAACGACGGAGGAGAGAGCCGCCCUGCUGCAUAAAAUAAUCCAGAUCGCAGCCGAAUUAAAGACAACCUUGGGCAACAUGUUCGGCUUUGCCGCCGUUAUGAGAGCGUUGGAGCUGCCGCAGGUGUCUCGUCUGGAGCAGACAUGGAUAACGUUACGGCAGCGACACACAGAGGGCGCCAUUCUCUUUGAGAAAACCCUGCGUCCGUUUCUUAAGGGCUUGAAUGAUGGAAGAGAAAGCUGUCCGCUGUCCAGUACUACCUUCCCCCACGUCCUCCCCCUCCUCACCCUGCUGGAGAAGAGCUCUGCAGUUGGAGACGGGACAGAGCCCUGGGAGACCGCAGAGGUCGGGGUGGAGGUGGUCAUGCUGCACCUGGCAGCAGCGAGAACUAUGGCUCAGCUGGGGGGGAUCUACAGCUCUAACUCUGAAGGCAGAUUACGGGGUUUCCAGGAGCAGGAAGGGGUUAAGGAGAUCUUCCUCACGGACUUCCAGAUGAGGCUGCUAUGGGGGAGCAGGGGAGCCGAGGAGGACCAGGUUCUUAGAUACUCCAAGUUCGACCAGGUGCUGACCGCCCUGUCCAACAGACUCGAACCGGCAACCAGACGACAUUGAUCCAAACCUUUGAUCAUAAACUGUGCAACAAGCUUUAAGUUAUUAAUUAUCCUGCUUCUAUGUAACUGACAUCAGUUCAUGUCAUCUUAAAUGUCCCACAUCAUUAUGUCACCAAAUGGAGGUGGGUUUUUUUUUUUCUUAUCUGAGCCAGUUUUUGUUUUUUUAUCCGAGCCUGCUUGAGGGAAACUUGUUCCAAACAGUCUAAAGAAGAGUGUGAACAAGCAGGGAAUGCAAAAUAACAAAGACCUGUAACUUUAUAUACGCCGUUCAAAAUGGUUCAAAGCACAAAUG
This is a messenger RNA of Cyprinodon tularosa, 1581 nucleotides long. RefSeq names its product SH2 domain-containing protein 3C-like. The transcript has 7 exons. The record is from RefSeq and is a predicted model, not a curated record. Gene Ontology annotation, molecular function: guanyl-nucleotide exchange factor activity. Bases 1 to 1290 code for a protein of 429 amino acids. Lineage: Eukaryota; Metazoa; Chordata; Actinopteri; Cyprinodontiformes; Cyprinodontidae. Gene Ontology annotation, biological process: small GTPase-mediated signal transduction; positive regulation of peptidyl-serine phosphorylation.